Tauraco erythrolophus (red-crested turaco) is the source of this 1039-nucleotide messenger RNA. The record is from RefSeq and is a predicted model, not a curated record. NCBI's taxonomy places the organism in Eukaryota, Metazoa, Chordata, Aves, Musophagiformes, Musophagidae.
AUGACUCUUCUUUGUGUGGUCUUUUUCAGUAGAACGUGUGCUACCAUCACGAUGCCUGAAGUAAGCACCGAUCACCUGGAUGAGCAGCAGGUGCAGCUCUUAGCAGAGAUGUGCAUCCUUAUCGAUGAAAACGAUAAUAAGAUUGGAGCAGAUACCAAGAAAAACUGUCACUUGAAUGAAAACAUUGAUAAAGGUUUACUGCACCGAGCUUUCAGUGUUUUCUUAUUUAAUACAGAAAAUAAACUGUUGCUGCAGCAGAGGUCAAAUGCAAAAAUUACAUUUCCAGAUUGUUUUACCAACACUUGUUGCAGUCAUCCUCUAAGCCAUCCACUGGAACUGGAAGAAAGUAAUGCCAUCGGUGUUCGGAGAGCAGCACAGAGACGACUGAAAGCAGAGUUAGGAAUUCCCAUGGAGCAGGUAACUCCAGAAGAAAUCUCCUAUCUGACACGAAUUCACUACAAGGCCAAGUCUGAUGGGAUCUGGGGUGAACAUGAGAUAGACUAUAUCUUAUUUGUACAGAAGGAUGUAACGCUGAAUCCGGACCCUAACGAGAUCCAAAGCUACUGCUACGUGACACAGAAAGAACUGAAACAGCUCUUGGACAAAGCCUCCAAGAAUGAAGUGAAGAUUACUCCAUGGUUUAAGCUAAUCGCGGAGACCUUUCUUUUUAAGUGGUGGGAUAACUUAUCUAACUUGAAGAAAUUUGUUGAUCAUGAAAAAAUAUACAGAAUGUAAAUAGCUGGGGUAAAGGGUGCUGAAGGCUAGCAGUGAUGGGCUGUCUCAUUAAUGCUGUGGUAACUCGUGACUUGAGUGCAGAAAGGCGAUCCACCUGAAGCGUAACAGUUAACUUCAUACAGAGAUGCUUAUAGCCAAUGUUUUUUCUUCUCUCUUCACCUCCUCUUCCCUCCAGCCCUGCUCUUCUUGGGCGCAUUGAGCUUAAUCUCAUGUAAAUUGGCUAAUGGUGAGAUCAGAACCUCCCUGGGUUCAUCUUUCUCCAUUACCUGCUGUGACGGGAAAGAUCCUCAGCCUGUGUGUGCCC